This is a messenger RNA of Parasteatoda tepidariorum (common house spider), 7667 nucleotides long. RefSeq names its product zinc finger SWIM domain-containing dorado (gene Dora). The record is from RefSeq and is a predicted model, not a curated record. NCBI's taxonomy places the organism in Eukaryota, Metazoa, Arthropoda, Arachnida, Araneae, Theridiidae. Gene Ontology annotation, molecular function: zinc ion binding. Gene Ontology annotation, cellular component: Cul2-RING ubiquitin ligase complex.
AUCAUGUUUUAAAUGCUAUUUAAAAGUGCUAAAUGUACUGAAAUUGUCUAGUAAUUGUGCAUUCAUAUUUGUAAUUUUCAUAGAACGACAUUUUUUUUUCUACCUGCUACUCUUUGAUGUGCUUUAUCAUUACUUCUUAUCCCCGUAAUUUUUUUUUUAUUACCUGUGAUUCGCUGGUUCCUUUGUCUUUGAAAUGCUACGAUCUCAUGGCUUUUAUGGUUGUGAUUUAUUCUUUAAAAAUUGCCAUAGUUUCAAGUUUAUUAUUUAAGCGAAUGAAAAGCUAUUGCUAGGUCUAGAUCAUGUUAAUGUUUUCUGCUGGGAGUGGAUUAAAUCAGUGUCUUUUGGACACCACAGAAUUUGUCCUCAGUAAUCGUGACAUUGCUUAAACAUUUUAUCUAUCUAUUUCUCUGUACAUAUAUGUUAAUCUAAGUGCCUAUUUAUAGCAGUUCUCAGUGACAGAUAAGUGUUUGGAGUUUUUCUCUGUGGUUUUAUAUUUUAUUUUUAAAUUUUACAUAAGCUGAUGGUCUGACUUUUUGUGGGUCAAGUGAAUUAGAACGGCUUAAAUCUGUCUGAGCUGGAGCUCCUCAGUAGAAGGCCUGAAGAGGCUGGGGGAAUGUUUGAUUGGGAUGAAGGAGAUAGAUUCUCAUUUGAAGACAGUGAUCGGUUCGAAGAAGACUCCUUGUGCUCAUGGAUUAGCGAGCCAGAGAGUUCAUGCAACAACUGGCGUGGCUGGAAGAAACAGAACGGCAACAGUUCUGGGACUUAUCAUUUGUUACAUUCAAAGCUAAAAGAUGUAUCUUCUGUUCAAAAUGCUCUUCAGGUUCGAUCUUCUGAAGAUAGCAGUUCUGCUCUGCCUGGUACUCUUAUUGGGCAGCAGUCUUCUCACGUAAAUGGCUCUGAUGGACAGCUCAUGUCACUCGUAGAACUUUCUGCUAGAGUUGUAGCUUUUCACAUCCCAUUUGAAGUGGUGGAACAUGUCUGCCCACCUGUUCCAGAACAGUUACAGCUACGUAUUGCUUUUUGGAGCUUUCCUGAAAAUGAAGAAGACAUUAGAUUAUAUUCAUGCUUAGCUAAUGGCUCAGCAGAUGAAUUUCAGAGAGGGGAACACUUAUACAAAGCAAGAGCUGUUAAAGAACUUUUGCAAAUAGGGUUCCAUCUCAGUGCUACUAUCACCCCUCCCCAGUCUCUAUCAGUCCCUAAAGGUACCUGUAAUGUAGCAGUUACUUUUGAUCGCUGCCGUAUUACAUCGUGCACUUGUACUUGUGUCAGUAGCGCAUCUUGGUGUUCUCAUGUUGUUGCUGUGUGUUUGUCCAGAAUUCAUCAACCUAAUCAUGUUCGCCUGCGAGCACCUGUGUCAGAGUCUUUAUCUCGUCUACACCGCGUUCAGCUUCAAAAAUUUGCUCAGUAUUUAAUCAGUGAACUACCACAACAGAUUUUACCAACGGCUCAGCGCUUACUAGAUGAGUUGCUAUCAAGUCAACAGACUGCAAUCAAUACUCUAGGAGGUGCACCAGAUCCAACUGCUGGAGCUUCAAUUAAUGAACAGACCACUUGGUGUCUGGAUGGCUCAACUCUUCAUGACAAUAUCAGAAAAAUUCUCAUCAAGCUAUGUGUUCCAUCACCCAUCGUCUUUAGUGAUGUAAAUUAUCUGUCAUCAACUGCUCCUCCUGCUGCUGCAGAAUGGUCCAGUCUAUUGAGACCUUUGAGGGGAAGAGAACCUGAGGGGUUAUGGAAUUUACUCUCUAUUGUUAGAGAAAUGUUCCACCGCAGCGACAGAAAUGCUAUCCCUUUGCUGGAGAUUAUCACAGAUGAAAUGUUGCAAUGUGACCAGAUAUUGUCUUGGUGGUUCAGUACUAAAGUUUCUCUCCAUACUGGAUCUGGUAGUCAUGGUGGUCGUGGAAAUAUGCACAGUAACACACAUGCAUCUCAGCAUGCAUGUAGUAGUUUAUGUGAUGAAGUGGUUAUAUUGUGGAGGUUAGCAGCUUUAAAUCCUGCCCUAUCUCCGCAAGAUCGACAAACCUUGUUUGGUCAAUUGCGAUGCUGGCAUGUUAAGACUUUGGAAAGAGUGUGGAAAACUCGCAGCAGUACAAAUAACAACAGCAGCAGCACCAUCAAAAGAGCCGACAUCGAAGUUUUCCCUGGUUUUCGGCCGGCAAUGGAAGGUUGCUUGUUAGAUUGGAGCGAUUAUCCCAUACCAGGUGUAACAUACGCCGAAGGAGGUGGCCGACGUUGGUACUGCCCGUACGUUCAUGUAAGAACUAAUGAAACCCCUAGUUCUGCUGUUGCUACUGGAAAUGACAGUGACAAUGCCACUUUAGCUUGCUUCUCUGCCAGAAGAGGUCGCUCUGUUGAUGUUGGCCAAAUAACUGGCCUCUGCCCUUGUGAUAAACAAUCGUCAGAUAAAAAAACCAUUUGUGUACUCAAUUUUCAUCACGAUCAACCACCUGAGCACAAACUUGGUAGUAACCGCAGCUCUUUGAGCAGUGAGGGCUUUUGCGAGAAUGAGCAAGAGGUGUUGGCAGAUGCUCUGAACGAAUCAUGCUGCAUAAAUGUGGCCCGUGGAAGCGAUACUAUUAGGAGUUCCGGCAUUGCAACAAAAAUGAUGAUUUCUAGUGAUUUGUGGAAUUCGGAAGAAAGCCUUCAGGAUGAAUCUGAUGGGGCUAAAGGUUCCUCGUCGGAUGCAUUCAAAAUCAGUAUUCAGCCUUCUACCAGCAAGGGUGUCGGCUCUAAAACUGGGUUAGAUAAAGAUAAAAACUCAAAUGUUAAGCCAUUGGAGGCUGUACCAUCUUCAUCUCAACAACUCAAUGGUCAUGUCCCUCCCUUAAGACAAGCUGAGUGCAGCGGUGAAGCUAGUGAAUCCCAACAAUCCAGUGAUGAAUAUCAUUUAUAUUAUUAUGAUCCCAGAGUUAGACUUCAAAGCCCUGACCAUAACCAACAAUAUGUUGUUGAAGAACAGUGGUUUUCUGUUGCUGUGAAGAAAAUUGAAGACUCCUUAGAAGUUCUAUUUGCUCGAGCUGAAGCUCUCCAUGCACAUGGUCAUUCUCAUGAAGCUUGCAUGCUUGCUGUUCGCUUAGCUGAAGAAUUGCUGGCGAGUCCACCAAAUUUAGCUGUUGAAGUGCCUGCAACAACAUGUCGAGGCAAAAAAGUUCGCCGCUUUAAUCCAGCCAGUCAUCAAGUUAGUUUAAUGGCCUCUGCAACCCUUGCAAAGGUUGCCUUUUUGUGUUCUGUGCUCGGAGAAAAUCAUGAAUAUCACCAUCUUGCCUUCCGUGUUGGAUUAUUUGGGUUAGAAAUGACAAGACCUCCUGCAUCUACCAAAGCUUUAGAGGUGAAAUUGGCCAACCAAGAACAAGACUUGGUGCUGCUUCUUAAACGACUCCCAUUAUUGGAUAGAGAAAUGAGCAUGCUAAGAGAAAGAGCUGAACAAUUGCGUGAUGGAAAGUUAGUUUCAAGGGGAGAAGCUCUAUUACCUUUGAUGCUUGCAAGUUUCAUCUUUGAUGCUCUAACUUUAUCAAGCUCUGUUAAUCGUGGAAUCCCUCUUUUAUACAAUAAAUUACCUGGAGACGAACAUUUAGGAUUUGAAGCAGCAGUUGCUGCCUUAGGACUAAAAGCUAAUGUAUCUGAAGCUGAACAUCCACUUUUAUGUGAAGGCACUCGACGACAACGAGGAGAUCUAGCUAUAACACUGUUGGUCACUUAUAAGGAUGACCAGGAAAAAUUAGCUAAAAUCAUGGAAAAACUGCUGGAUAAGGAAGUACAUCAAAUGUACAAGGCACCAGCCUCUUCAGUUUAUUAUUCUUCUCCUGCAAGUUCACAGCAAAGUAAUGGCUCAAGCACAGUGCCUGAUGAGAAAAGUGUUAACGAUGAUGGGAUAACUAAAGAUACAGAUGAGACAGAUUUACAUGACGAAACAGAAAAUGGUCAUAAUGACCCUCAUAGAGACUCAGAUCGUCAAAACCCAGUGGUACGUCCUCGAAGCUUGCCUUCUGCUCAAAACUCAACCCCUGGAACUAGUCGAAUGAGGGACAUGAGACAAUCACAUCGAACUGGUGAAGACAAUGGUGAGCAUAGUGAAGGAGCAUCUAGUCCAGGCUGGGAAGAGGAUUAUAAAGCCUGGGAAGCAAAAUUUCGUUGCACAAAUUUCCGUACUACUAAAAAGCAUUCUGGAGGAAUGGCAAGUAUUGAUAGUAGUGCUCCUGAAACAACAUCCAGCGAUAACUCACCUACUGUCGUAAGACGUAGUACAUGGCUAAAGCAAUGUGGACCUGGAAGUGAUAGUGGUAGUAGUGGCGAGAGUAGCGAUUCAUUUGCCUCCAGUUCAUCUGAAGAUAAAGCUCCCCGAUCUAAAUCCCGAGAAGGAGAAAGCCUCCCAAUUAUGAUUCACGGUACUAGAUUGCCUACAACAUUUCCUUCACCAGAAAAUAAUGUUCGAUCCAAUACUCCUAAUAUCAAGAAUACCAGAUUUAAGGGAAAACGGGCCUAUCCUAGUGUCCCUAAUCAGCCAAGUGAGGCAUCUGCUCAUUUCAUGUUUGAACUUGCAAAAACAGUCCUCACAAAAGCUGGUGGUAACAGUUCAACAGCUGUUCUUUUCACCCAGCCGUCAGCAAGCCAGAAUCACAGAGGACCUCACAGAGCAUUGCACAUGUGUGCCUUUCAAAUUGGAUUGUAUGCUUUAGGUCUUCACAAUGCUGUUUCUCCAAACUGGUUAUCUCGUACAUAUUCUUCACAUGUUUCCUGGAUAACAGGUGAAGCAAUGGAAAUUGGCAGCACAGCCAUUAAUUUCCUCAUUGAAACUUGGGAAGGCCAUCUUACUCCCCCAGAAGUGGCAUCACUCGCCGAUCGAGCUUCUCGAGGAAGAGAUCCCAGAAUGGUGCGUGCAGCUGCUGAGUUAGCUUUGUCUUGCUUGCCACAUGCUCAUGCUUUGAAUCCCAAUGAAAUACAGCGAGCAUUAAUCCAGUGCAAAGAACAAAGUAGUGAAAUGCUUGAAAGAGCUUGUCUUGCUGUGGAAUCGGCUGCAAAGGGUGGUGGAGUUUAUCCUGAAGUACUUUUUGAUGUUGCAAGAAGAUGGUAUGAACUGUAUGAGGAGAGCUUAGACGAUCAUCCCAGUAAUCAAUCGGAAAGGCAUUCAAACUCAGAAAUCAUCUCUCAUGAUAUUUUAUCUUUACCUCCGCCGCCACCCACAUGUGAUCACACUGUUGUCUCUUCUCACAACAUCCAUUUGAGUCAAGUUGAAGGAGUCAUCACAACUGUACCAUCUGUUCAAGUUCUCCCACCAUUAACUUGCCCCCCUGUGUCAUACACAUUAGCCUAUCCCACGGCUGCAUACGGAUACAUGCCAUUUUCACACUCUCAUGUGCCCAUACAUCCUGCAUAUGUCCCUUCUCCAGCAUCUUAUCCCUAUCCACCAUUAGCAAACUUAUCCUAUUACCCACCCACUGUUGCUAAUACAACUCAUAUUCGUCAUCCCGCUACGGGUAUGUACCCAGGACAGGUUGUUGGUACUGCUGUGACUAGAGCUUCGGUAACUCAGACGACUCCGGUUCUUACCAUGAAUGGCCAUCCAGUUGUUACUCAGCCUCCUCCUCCAUCUAUACCACCUCCUCAGCAGACACAGAUUCAUGGGCCACUUCCUCAAUUAAACCAGAGACAAAUGGGAUAUUUGUUAGCUGCUUAUCGAGUGGGUAUGCUUGCUAUGGAGACUUUAGCACGUCGUGUUCAUGAUGACAGACCCCAAGCCAAGUAUGCUCGGAACCCACCCUAUGGAGAGGAUGUAAAAUGGCUUCUGGGUAUUGCUAAAAAAUUAGGAACAUCAUAUUUACAAGAUUUUUGUAUUUGCACCGUAAACAGUGUUGCCAGUCCAUUCAUAUUGCAUGAGAUUGUAGUGGAAGCUGCACAAUAUUUAGCUCGCUCAGCAUCACCGCCUCUUCCUCAACCAUUGCGUUCACAUCUUCUCACUCCACUGAUACAAAAGUGUCAACAAAUGUUCACAGCUUGUACACAUUUCAAAAUGUAUCACAUUACUCCAGCUGAAUACGAUGAGUUUGUCAGCAUCAUCCGCAGUGCAAGAACUGCAUUUCAGCUUACACCAGGAGGGAUUGUACAAUUCAAUGAACUUCUUCAGAGCUUGAGGCGCACCAAAUCCUGCAAAAAGGAGUUGUGGCAAAGAAUUGCGAACACACUGGCUACGCCAACCAUUUGAUGGUGAAGUACAAGUAGCUGAAAAUUUUUGUCAGUUGCUUUAGAAAGGGAAUGACAUGUUGCUGUCCAUGUUUUGUUAUACUGUUAAUUACUGUAUUCAUUUGUGCAGAUUUUACCUCCAAGGACUGCUAGUAUAUGUUUUGUUGAUGUCAUUGUUUGUUACUUUUAUUUAAUAAACUGUUUGCUAUUAGGCUCAGUCAAUAACCAUCUGCUCUAUCUGUAACAUUACUUUUUAUCCUAGUUAUAAAGGGACAUAAUUCAAGAAACUUAAUAGAAGUGUGCCGGUUUAUAUUAUUUGAAACAUUUUCUAAACAUCCAUAUUUAAGUUACAAAUAGGAAAUUUUGUGAUUUAAUUUCUUUUUGAAAUUUUCUAUUUGCAGACUUAGAUUAUUGCAUUAUAGAGUGCUUACUUAAGCUGUUGCUGUUAAGCACAUAAAGCAUCAUCCAGCACACCAGCUCUGGUGGAAGAUUUGAGUUUUCUGUUUUAGUCACUAAACUUAAAAGGAAGAGCAACUGAAGAAAUAAUUGUAUGAACCAAAGUCACCACUCCAGGCAAAAUUAUAAUAGAUACUAAUAAGAACAUAAAUAAAAAUCUGCAUUGGUAUCAUUGUUGUGCUCUGAGAGAAAAGUUUCUGGUUCAGUUCAGUUCGAUGGAAGUUUUAAGUUUCUCACUGAGCUCUACAAACCAGAGCAACAGAAAUUGUAAGAACUAAGGUCACAAGGCAAAUUUAUUUCAGAUUCUAAUAAGAAAAUGAAUAAUCAAAAAUCUGCAUUGGUAUCAGUGUUGUACUUUGAGACAAAAUUUUUUUAAAAAAAUGCUAAGGUGGCAAAAUAAAAUUUCUACAAUUUAUUUUAUAAGAUUUGAAAAGCGUAAAUAGAAUUGGAAUUGUUAAGAAUGUGCUAAGUUAUGUUGAGAAAACACUUGCCUAUAAUAAACUAGGAAAAGAAGUUGAUUAUUUCAGUUUAGAAAAGGAAUGUUAUAGAUUUAGUGCAUAUAGUUAUUGUCCUUCCUACAUUUUUAAACAAUUCAUGAACUGUGGAAGGGAUUGAAAAUAAUCAGAAAGUUUCUAAGUGCCAAACAUUUAUUCGAUUUUUCUUCUUUUUUAGUGUUUUGUUCUGUGCUCAAGUUUAAAUAAUUCGCUUUAUUUAUUUUUGUUUCAAAUGAUCUCAGUAAUUGUUAUUUUAUUUUUUUUAAUAAAUAGUAAUUUUUCUUUACCUGUGUUUGGUUAAAAGUUUUUCAUUUUUUGUACCUGUUUUAAUAACAAAUGUAAAGUCUAAUCAUAUUAUUUUUAAUCUCUACUAUUGUAAUAUUGCUGGCACUUAGCAUCUUUCAUGGGAUAUUUAUGUGAUUGUUUACUUUGUAUCUAUUGUUGUAUACUUAAAAAAUUUAUAAAAAAUUAUUCAUAUAUCAUUUAUUAUUAAUACCUUUUUUCUGCACUCAAAAAAAAAGUACUACACUGCACUAUUCAAAA